UUGAAACAGACUACUGCUACUUCCAGCACCGUAUAGCAAGCAGCUCUGCUCUUACAUUUCACUGCCUUACUCUGCUCUGAAUGCACUGGAGUGGGAAUGGUCCGUCGGUAACUAUAAACUGAUUCUCAUCAGGAAACUGUACAUUAUCUCACCAUCACUUCAAAGGUCUCGUCAGGCAGAGGUGACGCCAGGAAAUGAUUUAAAGGUGAAAAUGACAAGGUUUCCACCCCUCAAACCUUGGCUCCUUUUCUGACAAUACAGUCUGAAUGAGCCUGAUGUCUUCUUUACUGUGGAGGUAGGAUCGGACCAGAGAACAUAUUUUUUUUUUACUCCUGAUAAAGAAGAUUGUUGAGAAGCUCAUUUUUUAAAAAAACAUUUCAAAUUGUGGCACAGAUGGAUUUUAAAGAGUGUUAGAUCUUUCCAAUGAACACUAAUAGAGUACUCUGCUCUUGGCUGGAUUUUUCAGAGAAUGGCAAUGGUCUCUGCAAUGUCCUGGGUCCUGUAUUUGUGGAUAAGUGCUUGCGCAAUGCUACUCUGCCAUGGAUCCCUUCAGCAUACAUUCCAGCAGCAGCACCUGCACAGACCAGAAGGAGGGACAUGUGAAGUGAUAGCAGCACACAGAUGUUGUAACAAGAAUCGCAUUGAGGAACGGUCACAAACAGUAAAAUGUUCCUGCCUACCUGGGAAAGUGGCUGGAACGACAAGAAACCGACCUUCCUGUGUCGACGCCUCCAUAGUGAUUGGAAAAUGGUGGUGUGAGAUGGAGCCUUGUCUAGAGGGAGAAGAAUGUAAGACUCUCCCUGACAAUUCUGGAUGGAUGUGUGCUACAGGCAACAAAAUUAAGACCACAAGAAUUCACCCAAGAACCUAACAGAACCAUUUGUGAUAGUAAAGAAAAACCAACUCCAUGGAAAGUCAUUUGAGAAGUUAAAACACCUUCCUCAUUUACAAGCCAAAUGGAUUUCUUAUUUGCACUUUGACUGGCUACCAGAUAAUCACAGUGCGAUUACUGUGUGUAAUGAAAUAGCCUAUCAUGAGAAGACUCGGAGUUGUUGGCAACACCAUGGAAAGUGGGUUUAACAAAAGAGUUUUCUCAAUGAAAUUUUUUGGGAUUAUGAAGAACGAUCAACUAUCUUCUAAUUUGGAUCUAUAGUUACUUUGUACCAUUUGAAAUAUAUGUAUAUAUAAUAUUUUGAAAUAUUAUAUAUUCUCUUCAAGAAAUGAACAGUACCACAGUUUGAGAUGGCUGAUAUACCCCCUUUGAGUUUUGGAUGUUUUGUCUGUUAUGUUUUCUUUGUCAUUUCUUUUAAUAUCGGUGAGGAAGACAUACCCUUUUGAGAAUUCAAGAUGGCACUGAUACUAGAAGGUCAGCUACCAGUGGACUCCUGGAAUUUGAGGCAUCAUAAUGAUACUGAAUCAAGAACUUCCUUCUGUUUCUACCUGAUGGCCCAAGGAAGCACAUCGUCCUGUUUUAUUGCUUUCUACUCUGUGCGAUAUUAGCAUGCAAGCUUGGCUUACAUAACCAUACUUUAUAUUCAAUUGAUAUAUAAUAACCAUUCUAACCUCUUCCAGGAAAAUAUUUUUAGAACUCCUAGCUUUUCCACAGAAAAGAAAAUGAGGAUUCUUAAGGGAAAACUGCUCCAUCAUGCUAUUAAGACUCUGACAGAGUUAUGGUAGGUUAUGGAUCCCUGUAUUAAUAAGUCCUGUAAAUACAAUGUCUUAAGGCUUUGUAUAGCUAUCCUAGACUGCAAAAAUUCCUCUGAUCAAAUCCAAAGUCUGGCAUCAUUAACUACAUAGUGCUGUAGCAACAAGUCUUAUCAUGGCACCUCUUUCUAUGUUUGCUUUGCUUUUUCCAAGAGUAUUCAGAUUUCUUCUGGUGAGAUAGGAAGGCUAUGAAAACAAUUAGGUUUCAGAAUGAUCUAUGUGACCAAAUGUUGGACAGCCCUAUUAAAGUGGUAAACAGCUUCUUUCUAAACCUACUUGUCCUCUUUAUUUGCUUUUUAACUUUUUUUUUUCUCAUCCAGAUUGGCUUGAACCAAAUCCAUGAUAUCCUGGUCAGAGAAUCAUAGUUCACCAGAACUUCUAUGACGUCUUUACUUCUAUCACAGCCAUUAUUUCCUACCCUAAUAUAUUGAAAACCAGAGAUGUACUAUUUUAACUGUAAUGUCCAUGUCAGCAAAAUGAAAUAUCUCAUCCUAUUAUUGGGCUUCCAUAGUGGUCACUAGAUGAUACAGAUAAGGUUCAUGACCUCCAAAAGAAGUUAUUAUCUAUCUUUCCUUCAUGAGAAUUAUUUAGCCGAUACAAUUAAGCAUAUUAGUGCUUCCCAUUUUUAUCACUCAUCCUAUCAUCUCCCAUAUAUAUCCUUUUUUAUCUAAACUGUAUCCUUUGGAAUGCAUAUUGCUAGGGCCUAUUACUACAUCAGCCCCACAAUGGGUCCUGUAAUCUGCACUUGUUAAACUUCAGGUGAAGUCAAGAGCCUCCU
This is a messenger RNA of Tupaia belangeri chinensis (Chinese tree shrew), 2482 nucleotides long. RefSeq names its product TAFA chemokine like family member 1 (gene TAFA1). Bases 470 to 871 code for a protein of 133 amino acids. Lineage: Eukaryota; Metazoa; Chordata; Mammalia; Scandentia; Tupaiidae. Gene Ontology annotation, biological process: regulation of neuroblast proliferation; neuroblast differentiation. The transcript has 5 exons. The record is from RefSeq and is a predicted model, not a curated record. Gene Ontology annotation, molecular function: receptor ligand activity.